Messenger RNA from Paramecium octaurelia, 218 nucleotides. Lineage: Eukaryota; Ciliophora; Oligohymenophorea; Peniculida; Parameciidae. The record is from the annotation of a GenBank genome assembly.
AGGAAGGCAUCUUUAAAAAGCAUUAACUUGAAAGGAAUAAUCCUUCAUGAAUUUUAAAAUCUUAAAUAGGAGUUUAUUGAUAUUAUUACAAAUACACAACUUAACUAAGAAAAUGAGCUGGGAUAGGAAGAUCAAUUAUUACGCUUGAAAAUCAUCUAGAUAUAUAAGAGAAUCAAUGAAAUAUAUUAAAUCCCAAUAUAAAUUUGCAGAAACCUCCC